Capronia epimyces CBS 606.96 is the source of this 936-nucleotide messenger RNA. RefSeq lists its product as uncharacterized. The transcript is spliced from 2 exons. Lineage: Eukaryota; Fungi; Ascomycota; Eurotiomycetes; Chaetothyriales; Herpotrichiellaceae. Bases 1 to 936 code for a protein of 311 amino acids. The record is from RefSeq and is a predicted model, not a curated record.
AUGUCGGCAGGAACUCCCGCUUCGCCGCCUCAGCACGACACGAAGCGAAAACCGCGUCGGUUCGCGCCACUGGAUCCCAGUGCACAGCAUGGGCAGGAGUCGCCUAGGGUGAAGGGCAUCAUUUUCGACAUGGAUGGGACGUUAUGUCUCCCACAGAACUAUAUGUUCAAAGAAAUGCGCGCGGCGCUGGGCAUUCCCAGGUCCGUCGACAUUCUCGACCACAUCCGAGCGCUUCCCAACGAGCCUGACGAACACGAAACCGCAACGCAGCCAUCUGGAGAUGAGCCGCCGCAUUCGACGGUGAACCCUUCGGAGCCACCGUCCGAAGAGAUCUUGUCCCAUAGCACGGCCGAUCCUGACCCUGUGCCAUCGUCGCCGCAAGCUCGUGCCGUGGCCAAGAUCCGAGGCAUUGAACGACGCGCCAUGACGUCUCAGCGGCCCCAGCCAGGGCUUCAGGAGCUGAUGGCCUAUCUCACCCGCCGUGGAAUCCGCAAAGCUCUGUGCACGAGGAACUUCCCGACCCCGGUGCAUCAUCUGCUGGACACCCACUUACCCGGCGAACAUUUCGAGCCCAUCAUCACACGUGAGACAGAAGGUGUCGAGCCCAAACCGAGUCCCGAAGGUCUCUGGACCAUAGCUCAAGCUUGGGGUCUGGAGCGAGAAUACGACCAUGACCUCGAGGCUCUGGAUUCGCUGGCUAAUAGCGAACAGCUAGAUCCAUUGGAACUGGCAAAGCUUGUCUGGGGCUCCGGACUGAUCAUGGUGGGAGAUAGCAUAGACGAUAUGGCUGCCGGGCGCAGAGCUGGUGCCGCCACAGUGCUGUUGGUCAAUGAUGAGAACGAACACCUGGUCGAGCAUGAAUAUACUGGCCUCACUAUAAGAAGGCUUGACGAACUGAUAGUCAUACUGGAGAACGGGUUCGUAGAAAGCAAAUAA